CGCGUCAUGUGACGUGAAGGCGGAAGCUGUCACAUAAACAGAAAACUGGCAUAAAAAGAGCACAAACGUCUCCAUUUAAACUUCUCAUUUUGCUAUUUGUUAUCUCCGCAUGCAGCGUAUGAGUGCAUGGUGAGUCAUGUCUGCAAGCCAUACAAAGGACUCCAGCUUUUUGGGAGGCAGGAUACCACCAGAAAUCGACUCAAUGUCGAAAAACCUGAAGGAUGUGGACCAAGAGCUGUUCAGAAAAAUACUGAAAGCUGUGGUCAGCGCCCUGGAGGGGAAGGACUGCAGAGAGGUGAUGAAGUCUAUAGCAGAGAGCAGCACCAUCCCCCAGGAGAGGCUCAGUCACAUCGUAGCUGGGAUGUACAGAGUGCUGUCCGAGGCCAUCCGCAUCCCCACAUCAUCCCUUAAACAGGAGGCCUUCAGAGAAGAUCUCAAAGAACUAAGGAUACCUGAAGAUUUUAUCACAGACUUCGCCAGUGUGGUUUUUGGCAACAGGCGUGCAGCUCUAGAUGCAGCAACUUCCCGGAAUGAUCCUCACCUCCCCACAUUAGAAGACUUUAAAUGGCGAGUGGACGUUGCCAUUUCUACAAGCUCUUUAGCCAGGGCCCUGCAGCCUUCUGUUCUGAUGCAGAUGAAACUAUCAGACGGGAGCUUUCACCGCUUUGAGGUGCCUGUGUCUAAAUUCCAAGAGCUCCGUUACAACGUGGCUCUGAUUCUCAAAGAGAUGAACGAUCUGGAGAAGAGGAACAUUCUCAAGAUCCAAGAUUGAUAUACAACGCAGGCCUGUUAUUUAAUAAAGCUGUCCUCUCUGCUUGUUUUGUAAGAUUUAGUGGAGUUUUGUAAAUUGCAUUGAAUCAUUUUAAUCAUUUCAAAUGUGAUAUUAUGAGAGAUAAUAGUAAUCUGCCUGUCAUGGUGUUAUGAUUUGAUGGUGUUGGCAUCCAACAUACUUAACUGCUGACAGAGUGCAAAAUGAUAACAAGAGUUAGCCAGCUGGCUGCUUUACAGGAGUACCUAAUGGCCAUA
This is a messenger RNA of Sander lucioperca (pikeperch), 1026 nucleotides long. It is a transcript of the gene commd5, whose product is annotated as COMM domain containing 5. The coding region runs from base 137 to 772 and encodes 211 amino acids. Lineage: Eukaryota; Metazoa; Chordata; Actinopteri; Perciformes; Percidae. The record is from RefSeq and is a predicted model, not a curated record. The transcript is spliced from 7 exons. Gene Ontology annotation, cellular component: nucleus.